This is a messenger RNA of Trichoderma virens Gv29-8, 1746 nucleotides long. RefSeq lists its product as uncharacterized. The transcript has 3 exons. Gene Ontology annotation, biological process: glycerol catabolic process. Gene Ontology annotation, molecular function: ATP binding; glycerone kinase activity. The annotation marks the transcript as partial. Lineage: Eukaryota; Fungi; Ascomycota; Sordariomycetes; Hypocreales; Hypocreaceae. The record is from RefSeq and is a predicted model, not a curated record. Gene Ontology annotation, cellular component: cytosol.
UCAGCCAAGCAUUUCGCCAACGAGCCUCUUGCUCUCGUCAAUGCCGCCCUCCGCUCGGCCACAUACACCAACCCCUCCAUUGGCUUUGAUGCCGCGCAAAAGACCGUCUUCCUUCGCGAUGCUGCUUCUCAGCCUACCAUUGCCCUGAUCUCGGGCGGUGGUUCCGGCCACGAGCCCUCAUUUGCGGGCUUCGUCGGCAAGGGCUUUCUAACCGCUGCUGUUGCGGGCUCUGUCUUCGCCUCUCCUUCUGCUGAGCAGGUCUUUCGCGCAAUUCGCCGCGUGGGUGCAGAGCAGCCACAGCGUGGCGUGCUGGUCUUAAUUAUGAAUUACACAGGAGACAUGCUGCACUUUGGCAUGGCAGUAGAGAAGGCUCGCGCUGAGGGCAUCAAGACUGAGCUUUUGGUUGUGGGAGACGACGUUGGCGUUGGCAGGAAACGUGGAGGACGAAUUGGCAGGAGAGGUCUGGCUGGAACAGUCCUCGUACAGAAGAUUGCGGCCGCUGCUGCUGCUCAGGGACAAUCUCUGGAGCAGGUCUCCCAAAUCGCUACCCUUGCUUCUGAGAAUCUUGCCACCGUUGGCGCUUCUCUAGCUCAUGUCCAUGUUCCUGGUCGUGAAAUCACCCCCGACGAGCUUGGCGAUGAAAUUGAAAUCGGCAUGGGCAUUCACAACGAAGAAGGCUUCGGCCGUGUUAAGACGACCUUGAAGGGCCUCGUCGAGACCAUGCUCAAGCAACUCCUUGACCAAUCCGACAGCGAUCGCGCCUACAUCAACGUAAAGUCUGGGGAAGAGGUUGUUGUCAUGGUAAACAAUCUCGGUGGUAUCAGCCCCCUUGAGCUCGGCGCAAUCACAACGGAGGUCAUUGACCAGCUCGAUGCCUCUUAUAAAAUCACGCCAUCAAGGCUGCUUAGCGGCACAUACAUGACCAGCUUGAACGGCUUGGGAUUCAGCAUUACGAUUCUUAAAGUGGCUAAUGAGGCCAUUUUGCCUUUGAUUGAUGCUCCCGCCGAUGCUGCUGGUUGGUCACCGGCCGUCCGCCCCGAAAACUGGGCUAAUGGCAUUGACACCACCAAGUCGGAGAUCAAGGAGGAAACCCCCUCCCAAGAUGAUUCAGCCCCCAGCAAUCUUGACUUGGAUGCUGGAUUUACUACUUCCAAGCUGCAAUCAGCUCUCAAGAGCCUCAUUGCUGCAGAGCCGCAAGUCACCAAAUUUGAUACCAUUGUGGGCGAUGGAGACUGCGGUCUCUGCCUCAAGACGGGUGCCGAGGCCGUGCUGAAGCAUCUCGAAAGCGUCUCUUCAUCAGGGCAGCUUGACACCGUGCACUUUGUCCGAAACAUUGCCCAAGUCAUUGAGUCAAGUAUGGACGGCACUUCGGGCGCGCUUUACGCCAUCUUUAUCAACGCCCUGGCUUCUGGCCUCCAAGGCCAGGCCAGCAGCCAAAAGACCACCGUCACUCCUCAGAUUUGGGCGACUGCUCUCCAGGCGGCCCUCAAGAGCUUGGCCAAGUAUACUCCUGCUCAGCCGGGUGACCGCACCGUGGUUGAUGCGCUUGUACCGUUCGUCAACACGCUGGCGGAGACGCUCGACGUUCAGAAGGCCGUCGAGGCCGCGACGAAAGGUUCAGAUUCAACAAAGGGCAUGGAGGCCAGCCUGGGGCGAUCAGUCUACGUCAAUGCCGAGGGAUGGAAUGAAUGUCCUGAUCCUGGCGCGUAUGGCCUGGUCAAGCUGCUGGAGGGCUUCCUGGUCUAA